Messenger RNA from Fusarium vanettenii 77-13-4, 1066 nucleotides. RefSeq lists its product as uncharacterized. The coding region runs from base 1 to 861 and encodes 286 amino acids. Lineage: Eukaryota; Fungi; Ascomycota; Sordariomycetes; Hypocreales; Nectriaceae. The record is from RefSeq and is a predicted model, not a curated record. The transcript has 2 exons.
AUGUAUCGCAUACCUUAUUUCCCUUUAGAGCUCAUCUUGCAAGUCCUAGAGGCUUCAUUGCCCCCUGGAGGUCCCGGCCGAGUCUUCGACCCUUCUUGUCCGGAUGGCCAAUUACUCGUCGCAUGGACUCAACAGUCCACACUCCCACCAACUAUACCCCUAUCAUCCAUCUCAUCCAUAUAUUUGAGACUUGGCAGAGCAGACAUGGAGUCUCCUCAGAUUGCCUCACUUGUCGGGGAUCUUUUUAAACAUCUCAGCAAAUCUCUUCGCCGCCUCAUCCUUGACCUCCCCUGGGGCAGAACUCCCCCAAACGACACGAUCAACUCGCACCUUCAUCACAUGUUUUCAGAGAGCUUCACAGCCCUGACAGGGAUCGAAGAGCUCAUCGCUGUUGGAGGGUUGCCUGCCGUGGACCGCUGGAGCCAUGUCCAUCAUCUAUGUCAGAAGUGGUCAAACUUACGGCGGUUGGCGGCAUUCCAAGUCAACUUGGCUGAGCAGGGGCUGUGGCACAGUAUUUCUAGAUCAAAGAGCCUGGAGCAGUUGGUGAUAGCCCAGCCUUUCUUGCUUCGCCUAAAUACAUGGAAUAUCAAGGCUUCUAUUCACGAGCAUUGGGAUCCUAAAUUUGGAGGCAACUCAACCUAUUCCCGGCCUCUGAGCAUCACAAUUGCCAACCAUGAGUUCAGUCCCCCAAUUAUUGACACAACUGGUGAUGCUCUUCACGACCCUCGGGGCUUGAUCAGCGUCUCAUCCCUCGAUGUACCUAUUACGGAUACAACAAAUGCAAGGGUUGACUACAUUUGCCGAGAUUGGCUCCUCGAAGAGGCGAAACAAGACACACUUUGGGGCGAUGCUGGGGCUUAAUCAAGAAGGGUAACAUAAAUGACGUUGGCUGACUGGAUGCGUGACAUGAGCGAAGAGUUUGGAGGAUAUGAUCGACGGUUAGGGUUGUGAUAGGAGCGGGCGCUUAUAAUAGCAUGGUGAUGAUAAAAUGUUGGAGAAUCCGCCUUAAUAAGUUGUCAAAGUGUAGCAAUUUUGAGGUAGCUUCAAUUCAUAAAAGUCCACUGCU